AUGACUUGGCCGUCGUCGUCGGCAAGCGCGGCCAUAUUCUCUGAGCCAGGCCACGAAGCGCUCUUGGAACACAUCCUGCUGGAUCUAGACUGGAAGAGCCUUUUGGCUGCCAGCGCUACAUGCACUCACACCAACGACGUCGUCUCGUCUUUGCCCAAGCUCCAACUCGUUCUCCGCGCCGCGUUCACAGCCAACCCCCAUGCCGAGCUGUACUCUCAGGGUAGUGGCAGCCCGCAACUUCCGUCCGGGCCUCGUCUGCAGCGCGCCAUUGACAUUCAGAGAAACUGGUCGUCGAUGAGUCCCAAGCGGGUUGACAUUCUCAACGUUCCAAAUCUAUACACCUUGGCGUGGAGCGAAGGUGUGCUCGCCACUUCUUGGAUUGGGGAUAACGGAGAGAUCGGACGGAAGGACGGGCAGCAGAUACACCGUGUCCGGGACGACAUUGACGAUGGCGAUGACGAUGGCGAUGGCGAUGGGGACUCCUUGGACGGUACGGACUAUGACAGGAACUCGGCCUUCUCCGAGCUCAUCGGUGUUUGUUACCCCCAAGGCUGGACCGUCCGCAACCUCUACACGCAUCGGGACUCGGAGCUCGCAGCUGUUCCCGCGCGCACAUUCAAGCCGCAAGUCGACAAAGUCAAUGUUAAGAAAUGCUUUGAUAGCUUUGACGUCUCGCGACCGGACAACAUGAUCGCCACCGCCAAUGCUGCCACAGACUCUAUGGGCACUGCGAUGAUCCACAUCCAUUUUUAUCUUCUGGACCCCGAGGCUGCCGGCCAUCCCGUGGUUCUUGACGACGAUGGUUUUGCUGUGCCCGUUUGUCACCCAGAGGCCAUGGGUGGUACGGGUCUACUCGAGAUUCCCAUGCCGGUCGUGGAUGAGCGGGAUGCGGGGGGAGAGUUUGAGUUUGACUUUUCUGGAAGACCAGGGUAUGACAUUCCAACCGCGUUCUAUGAGGAACAAUCUGUGUGGCCCCUUGACAAACAUACUCUCGUGUCCAUGGGUCCGCGUGUCACACAAUGCAGCAUCACUGGCACGAGCGUCGACUCCGCCGAGAAGGAGACUAUGAGCUUGGCGAUUGUGCGUGCCGACAGUCAAGCGCCAACUCCGACCAAAGAGCAAUGGGAUAAAGCCAAUCGAGCCCGCAGGAAAGUGGACUUUGACGAAUGGACCGAACGCAGCAAGCGCCACGACCUUGCUUUACUCUCAGACCCGGACGCCGAGGAAGAGGACGACCCAAGACAGGACGUCUGGAUUCUACCUGACCGAACGUCCAAUGUGGUUCGCGCCGACUUCCCGUUACAUGUCUUCCGGUUUGGCGAGGUCGGAGAACUGGAUGAGGAUAUGGGCGUCUACGACACCCGCUGGGACAUCACCCCCGAAUACGAGCCACACCUUGACUCUAAUACAGGCAUGGUGGCUAUUGCGACAAACACGAAGCCGAACAUGGACGAAGCGUUCGGAUACACUGCUGUGCUGAACCUCCGGGACCUUCUCAACCCAAACCUCCACCCGGGAGAGAACAUUGAGAUGGGAGUGAGUGCUGGUAUCGCCAGGGCACCGAUCCCGGUUCCCGUCGAAAACAAGCCGUGGUGCGACAUGGACAUCUACGCAUCGAGCGAGGUGCACAUCGGUCUCCAUGGGUACCGGGCCAUAACCGCCGAGAUUUCCGGCUCGAAAAGACCAACGAACCACAAGGAGUGGUCCAGGUAUACCCUCCAUAUGGCAGACCACAGGUUCAAGACGCGCGACGCCGACAUGGUCCACGCUUGGCCUCUGGGGAGCCGCAAGGCUGGGGCUCCUACGUCUAGUCGCCUUGGUUCUGAGCCGUUGGCCGUCACAUACCCACGAACGGUCCCCGAGGUGUCAACAGAUGCCACUGGUUCGGUGGCUCUCCCAGCGCUACUCGUCUCCUCCUCCUGGGACGAAGGCAGGGAUGAAGCCAGCGUCCCACACCCACUACUCGUCGACAACCUCGAGGUCCAUCAGGCCGCUCGCCCUGGGACCGCCCUUGAGUUUGCGUUCGCCAAGAAGCUGGGUGAACUGCACUGUGUCCACGUCGACGCAGAGCAUGUGUACAUGUGUCUUGGUUCACGCGUUGUUAUCAUGUCGUUCUGA
Molecule: messenger RNA, 2118 nt
Organism: Apiotrichum porosum
Lineage: Eukaryota; Fungi; Basidiomycota; Tremellomycetes; Trichosporonales; Trichosporonaceae
Exons: 4
Coding region: 1-2118 (705 amino acids)
Source: RefSeq, a predicted model, not a curated record